Molecule: messenger RNA, 4518 nt
Organism: Arachis duranensis
Lineage: Eukaryota; Viridiplantae; Streptophyta; Magnoliopsida; Fabales; Fabaceae
Product: putative pentatricopeptide repeat-containing protein At1g69350, mitochondrial
Exons: 3
Coding region: 696-1682 (328 amino acids)
Molecular function (GO): protein binding
Source: RefSeq, a predicted model, not a curated record
AAACCAGGAUCGUACCUUCCACCGGCGCUUAUUCUCUCCACUGCAACCGGCACCUGAGCAGGCAGCUGGCACCGCAGUUUCGUAGCUGCCACCACCACCACAAGCGCGUUGCGUCUCUGGUCAUUCCUCUGCUGCUUCUGCUCUUGCUGCCGCCGGUGCGCCUCUUUGGAUCGUGGUCGCGCCGCCGCUUUGUUCCGCCAUCUGCUGUACCGCUGUCCUCCUUUCCACGCCGUGACCCAUCUUUGUUCUUCUCUGUUCUCUAAGUACCCUCAAGGUUCAGUUCGGUAUGAGGUUGAUAUUAAGUAACUUCCCGAGCAGAUUGAUACCUCUAUCUACAGGCUAGCAUACAUCAAAAGGUAAUUAUGGAAGCAAUUUUGGUUUUUCAAACACACUUUCCAUUGGAGGCUUUUUAGUUCGCGCGCACAACUCAGUAGCCUCACUAGCCUGUAGCCCCUUUCACCUCCUCUUCUAUGAUGUUCUUCUUCUUCUUCACUUUCUUUUCUCGUCUCUCUUUCUAUCUUUACCUUCUAAUGUUAGCAACCAAAUAACACAAAUAUAAGAUGGCACUGUACAUGCCAUUGUUUAGGACAUGUUCUACCUUAAGAUAAUUCACCCAGCUUCAUGCCCGUCUUGUCGUAACUGGACUCCACAACGACCUACUUCCCUCCACAAAGCUCAGUGAGUCAUAUUCUCACAUGGGUUCCCUCCUUUCAUCAAUGCUCGUUUUUGACACCCACCCAUCUCCUGAUUCCUUCAUGUUAGGUGUCCUCAUCAAGUGUUAUCUAUGGAACCACCUUUUUCACCAAGUGGUUUCACUCUACCAUAGUCACAUUCACAUGGGUAACUUCAUUUUUGUGUACCCUUAUGUUCUGAGGGCUGUCUCUGGUGUUGGGGACUUGGUUACCGGAAGAAAGGUCCAUGGUACGGUGAUUAAGUCCGGCCUUGAAUCAGAUGCUGUAAUUGGAACCUCAUUGUUGUGUAUGUAUGGUGUGUACUGUUUGGGUGAUGCCCAGAAGGUGUUCGAUGAAAUGCCUGAGGGGGACUUGGUUUCGUGGAGUUCUGUUAUCUGUUGUUAUGUUGAGAAUGGAAGGCCCAGUGAAGGGCUGGAAAUGUUUCGCAAGAUGCUUUCAAAGCAAAUUAGACCUGACAAGAUCACUUUGCUUAGUGUAGCCGAAGGUUGUGCUAGAGUUGGUUGUCUGAGGCUGGUGAAAUCAAUCCAGGGGUAUGCAAUCAGAAGUGAAAUGGUUGGAGAUAGCAGUUUGAGUAAUGCACUUAUUAUUAUGUAUGGCCAAUACGGUCACUUGCGAAGAGCAGAAGGGCUCUUUAAAUUCCUCACUGAUCGAAGUACUGCCUGUUGGACUUCUAUGGUUUCGUCCUAUAAUCGAAAUGAGUGCUUUAGAGAAGCACUUGCGAGUUUUAUCCAGAUGCAGGAGUCACAAGUGGAACCAAAUGCAGUGACAAUGAUUAAUGCUCUGUAUUCAUGUGCUAGAUUAGGGCGGUUGAAAGAGGGGAAGUCAGUUCAUUGCUUUAUUUUAAGAAAAGCAAAGGAUUUAGGAGAUCUUGAUAUCGGUCCUGCGCUGGUGGAGUUUUAUGUUGCAUGUUGGGAACCAAGCAGUUGUCAUAAACUUCUUUAUAUAACCGAAAAUAGUGUCAUAGAACAUACUUAUAUCGUUUUAUGCUAGGGUGGGAUUACAUGACAAUGCAAUGGUACUCUUUGCUAAUAUGUUGGGUAAGGGGUUAAUCCCGGACUCAUAUAGCCUAGCAAGUUCUAUUUCAGCAAGUGCAGGCAUUGGUUCGAUAGAAUUCAGACAGAAGAUACACGGCCAUGCCAUGAAAAGAGGUUUCAUGGAUGAAUUUGUUCAGAACUCCUUGAUAGACAUGUAUUUAAAAUGCGGCUUUGCAGACUUGGCAUACCUGGUUUUUGACAAGAUUACAGAAAAAAGUAUUGUGACAUGGAACUGCAUGAUUUCUGGGCUUUCUCAGAAGAGGUUUCAUGGAUGAAUUUGUUCAGAACUCCUUGAUAGACAUGUAUUUAAAAUGCGGCUUUGCAGACUUGGCAUACCUGGUUUUUGACAAGAUUACAGAAAAAAGUAUUGUGACAUGGAACUGCAUGAUUUCUGGGCUUUCUCAGAAUGGCUUUUCAGUAGCAGCACUCAAAUUAUUUGAUCAGAUGUACUUCAAUUGUCUGAAGAUUGAUGAAGUAACCUUAUGUGCAAUUCAAGCUCGUUCCAAUUUGGGCUAUCUUGAGGAGGGAAAAUGGAUUCAUCAUAAAAUCAUUGUAUCCGGUGUACAGAGCGACCUUUAUAUUAAUACAGCUUUGGUUGACAUGUAUGCCAAAUCUGGAGACCUUCAAACAGCCAAACGAGUUUUCGAUAUCAUGCCAGAGAAAAGCGUGGUGUCAUGGAGUGCCAUGAUCGCUGCUUAUGGUAUACAUGGUCAAAUGAUUGAGGCUGGUUCACUCUUCACAAAAAUGGUAGAGUCAGGCAUCAGACCAAACGAAGUAACCUUCAUGAAUAUCUUAUCCGCAUGUAGGCAUGCUGGAUCAAUGGAGGCCGGAAAAUUCUAUUUCAACUCGAUGAGGGACUAUGGCAUAAGCCUAACAUGAACGUUUUGCCUCUAUAGUCGACCUCCUAAGCCGCGCUGGUGAUCUUGAUGGAGCACACAGAAUAAUUAAAUCAAUGCUCUUCCCUGUAGAUUCUAGCAUAUGGGGAGCUCUACUUAACGGAUGCCGAAUUCAUGGUAGGAAAGACCUGAUUCGACAAAUUAACAAUGACCUUCAAGAAAUAAGUACAGAUGAUACAGGGUACUAUACGUUGUUAUCUAAUAUAUAUGCCGAAGGAGGAUACCUCCAUGAAUCCAGAGCGGUGAGAACAAAGAUGGAAGGGAUGGGACUAAAGAAGGUUCCUGGUUAUAGCACCAUUGAAGUUGAUAGGAAAAUCUACAGAUUUGGAGCUGGGAAUCCUUCUGAAUCUAAAGAAAUUUACAUGUUUGAAGAAUACUUACGAAGUUUGGGACAACUAUGUGACGUAGAAGGCUAUAAUAAUAUAUUUUCUGAGGAUUUUAAUAUUAAGAGCUUGUGGAGGAAAGCUAGUAGUUAUAUUUGCAAUAAAUUGGUCACACUUUAGAAAUAAUGGGAUACUUUAAAGACUUAAGGACCUUUUCCAAAACCUUUAAGAAGCUAUAGAGCUGUGAUAGUUGGAAUGGAUCCAGUAUGUUGUGAAUCAACUUCAUGGAUGGAAAACGCCCAGGUUAAGAAGUUAUCUCGUGGUUCCACUCAACCAUUUUAUCAGAUUCGUCUACCUUCAGCAUGGAAUUUUCAUUUGUAUUUUUUCUUGUUUUCCAUGAGGAUCAUUUUAAUUUUAGCUUAUAUGUUGACUUUCUAAGCAAUUGAUUCUUCUUGUACUUCUUCACUAAAUUUAGUAAAAAUGUCUAGUGGUAGUGGAUAUUUUAUUUUAAGUUUGUAUCCUAAUUGUUAUAUGAGAAAAAGUGACACUGGAAUUGUAUUUGAGUGUGAUAAUCCUAUUUUGUUGCUCACUUGUAGAGUAAAUUCUUUAUCUGAGUUAAAGAAUCCAAUAUUGACCAACCUCGGUUCUAAAGGGACCAAAAGUGGUUGGAAGAGUUGAGUAUAGGUUGCUAGCACUGAUGGAAAAUGGAGUUUUUUGGUUUCGUCUAUUUUGGCUUGAUGGCGAUGAGUAUGUGUACCUCAUGUUUGAUAUUCAUAAGAGUAUCAUGGCAAAACAGAUGGAGUUUUCUGUGGAGGUCGAUGAUGUUGGUGAUGGUGGUUCUAGCCCCUCGAAUUUUGUCUAGAACGACCCACCUUUUGCACCACCACCACUGCACUGUGCUAGUCCAGUGGUAGACAUGGACAUGGAUGGUGAGGAUUCCGAUGAAGAGUAUGUUGCUAAUAGCAACGAUGGUGAUUCUUUUGAAAAUGAUGAGGAGGAGGAGUUUGUACCAGAAAUUCUGGUCAGUGCUUCAAUUCGGUAUCUUCGUUAUUGCUGCAAGCUGUUCGUUGUUGCCAUCAGAUUGCUCUGCCAAUCUGUUAAUAGCUGCUUGCAUUCCAGUGUUUUCUGCCAUUGACUCGAUGAAAGCACCAAUUUGAUACAAACCUAGAGAAGAAUAGUUUUAUUGAAUGAUGGAAAAUAAAUAGUGUAAAAGUGUAUCACUGAUGUACAGCAAGUAUGUAUCAUAGAAAUAGAAUAGUAGUGGAUGAGGAAGAACAAGAGGAUCCCACCCAAGAGUCACCUGCAUCAGAUUGGAGAUCUCAAUUCAGAACAAAAAAUAAUACACCAGAGUAGAAGAGAAGAAUAAGGAAAAAAUCAGAGAAGAAGAUUCACAGUGUGCAAUGGCUAUCCCUCAAUUCCAUCCUGCUAAUUAAUGCACAUGCAAGUUUCUGCUUGCUUCUGCCACUGUUGGUUAGAUCCCCUAAUUUUCAAGUCUGUCUUCAUUUGUGCCUAACCGUAUUGCCUUUCUCUCUGUAUCAUAGUGAAAUAUUGAUUAUACUUGGUAAACACUAAA